AUGAUUCAGGACUGCAUCGAUGGCCUGAUAUGGUCGACUCCUAAUCUUGGGCGCUUGGACGGCUAUCCCGACGUCAAAGUGGUCUACCGCACGGACUGGAACAAAGACAAGGUUGCCGUGCUUUGCGGGGGUGGCGCCGGCCACGAGCCAAUGCACGGCGGCUUCGUGGGGCGAGGUAUGCUCACGGCAGCGAUUUCUGGUGAGACCUUUGCAUCUCCCUCCAUCGACGCCGUCCUGGCUGCCAUUGUCCAAGUGACUGGCCCGAAGGGCUGUCUACUCAUCAUCAAGAACUACACCGGAGACCGACUCAACUUCUCGUUGGCAGCACAGCGAGCGCGUUCGAUCUAUGGCUUGGAGGUGGAGACGGUCAUCACCAAGGACGACGUUGCCACCACUGCCGAGCGAGGCAUAGCCGGCACUCUCUUCGUUCACAAGGUGGCCGGUGCCAUGUCCGAAGAAGGCAAAUCUCUCAGUGAGAUCAAGGCAAAGGCUGAGGAGAUCAUCACCCAAACGGUUAGCCUCGGUGUGUCCUUCUCCGUGGUACGCCGACUGAAAGCCGAGUCCAUUGGCCUUGGCAAGAUGGAGGUCGGGCUCGGCAUCCACGGGGAGCCAGGGGCACGCACGGAGUCGCGAGCGGAGGCCAACAAGGUCAUGGAGGUGCUUCUGGAAGGCCUUGAGGCCGGUCGCGCCGCACGGCAGCUCCCAGCGCCCGAGGAUGGCGUCAUCUGCCUGGUGAACAACCUUGGCGGCGUCCCGCCUCAGGAGAUGUGCAUCCUUGUUGCAGACUUGAUGCGUUCCAAGUGGGGGCCCAGUGUCAAACUGCUCAUUGGCCCGGGACUGCUUUGCACCUCAUUGGAUAUGAAUGGCGUUUCGAUCUCCCUGCUGCCCUGGAGCGCAGCCAUGGCGAAGCUAAUCCAGGAGCCAACGGCGGCCGCCGCGUGGCCUGCUGCCGUCGUGCCUGAGUUUCCGGCACCGGCAGCAAUCGCCGUGCGUGACUGUUUCGAAGGUGUCACACCAUCUUCAGACGAGCAGGUGAAGACCAUUCUGGAGAAAGUCUGCAAGGCUUUGAUUGCUGCCAAAGAGAAGCUCGAUGACUUGGACAGCAAGGUGGGUGACGCAGAUUGCGGUUCCACCAUGGCCAAAGCUGCCAGCUCUGUCUUGGCAGAUCAGGAGCGAUUGCCCCUCGCCGACCCCAAGGCGUUGUGCGGCUGCCUCUCUGAUAUUUUGGGCAGGACCAUGGGCGGCUCCAGCGGCGUUCUUCUGAGCAUCAUGUUCAUGGGAAUGUCUGGUGCUCUGGGGAAAGAGGCGAACAGCUGGUCGACCUCCGGCCCAAAAGCCUUCAUGGCUGGUCUGGAGGCCAUGAUGCACGCAGGCGGCGCGGGCAAAGGUGCCCGGACGAUGCUCGAUGCGCUGCUCCCAGCGGCCGAGGCGCUCCUGGCGGACCGAGGCCUCCAAGGUGCUGCAGAAGCGGCCAAGGCCGGCGCCGAGGCUACGAAGGAGAUGAAGCCAAAGGCCGGGCGAUCGGAGAACGUGCCGGAAAGUGUUCUCAAAGGCAAUGCUGAUCCCGGAGCCGUGGCGGCUUCCAUUUUCUUUGACGCCCUGACAUGA
Messenger RNA from Symbiodinium sp. CCMP2592, 1608 nucleotides. The record is from the annotation of a GenBank genome assembly. Lineage: Eukaryota; Dinophyceae; Suessiales; Symbiodiniaceae.